GAUAAGCUUUCUCAUGCAUCUUAAUGCAUAUAUGCGGUGAUGAACAUCACUAGAAUAACUUAUCAGAACCAAACCACAUGACAUCUACCUUUAUUUUCACAAAUUACUUCCCAUUUGCUUUCUCAUAACACUAGCCAUGACCCUUUAUGACUGCAAUUCUCUGAUGCUUGUAAUCACUUUCUUCUUCCUUGUCUCCUUCACCUCUGCAAAGAUCACUUUGGCCAUUUUUCCUGCUACCAACCCCAACAUUGCAGUCAGAGGCGAUGCUAGGUUCGGCACGGACGUGAUUCCACUCACACCCCAAGAGAUUGGUGGAAAAUGGGGAAACAGCACAGGUCGAGUCUUCUAUAAGGAUCCCAUUGAUAUAUGGGGUCCGCAAAACACGAAUGUUGUUAGUUUCACAACCGAGUUCGUGUUUGCUAUCCAUGGAUCAGUUACAAAUGGCUCGGGAGGGGGCCUUGCCUUCUUCUUAUCUCCGGUUGGUUCGGUGAUCCCGGAGAAUUCAUAUGGUGGGUGGCUUGGCCUCUUCAAUGAGACCACAAAUAACAGUUCUUCGAAUCAAAUGGUGGCUGUGGAGUUCGAUACAUUUCAAGAUUCAUGGGAUCUUCCUGUAGACCAUGUCGGAAUCGAUGUGAACUCCAUUGUUUCGAACGCAAGCAAAACUUGGACAGAUACAAUGACAAGCAGUGAUUUCGUCUAUGUUCGUAUUGAUUAUGAUGGGGCAUCAAAGAAUUUGAGUGUCUUUCUAAAACAUGAAGAGGUCCCUGUGGCUUUUGGAUCCUUGAAUCUUACUCAUGAGAUAGAUUUGAGCCAGGUCCUCCCUCAACAGGUAAUUAUGGGGUUCUCAGCUUCCACUGGUUCUCAAAUCAUUCGACAUGAAAUCUUUAAGUGGAAUUUCACUAGUAAUUUCAUUCAGGUUAGGGACGAUGUUACUAUAAGUAAUAUAGCAUUGGGAUUUAUCAUAGCCAGUGCAAUUCUAGUUUUUUUUGUAGGUUUGGCUCUGGGUGUAUGGUGUAGGAGAGUGAAAGGAAAGGAGAAGGAGGAGGAUUGGGGUUUUGAUGAAAAAAUGGAUGAAAACUUUAUGAAAGGUACUGGCCCAAGGAGAUUUUCUUAUAAGGAGCUCAUGAGUGCCACCCAUAACUUCAGCGAGGAUGGCAAACUUGGAGAGGGAGGUUUUGGGGGGGUUUAUAAAGGUGUCCUUGGUGAGUACAAUGACAUGAUAGCAGUGAAGAGGAUCUCCAAAGGUUCUAAACAAGGAACUAAGGAGUAUGUCUCAGAAGUGACUGUCAUAAGCCGUUUACGACAUCGAAAUCUUGUUCAACUUCUAGGUUGGUGCCAUAACAGAGGUGACCUGCUUCUUGUUUACGAGUUCAUGCCCAAUGGAAGUCUUGAUUCUCAUCUUUUCGGAGCUACAGUCGGGCUUACAUGGGAGGUGAGGUAUAAGAUAGCUUGUGGACUGGCUUCAGCUCUUCUGUACCUUCAUGAAGAGUGGGAACAAUGUGUGGUCCAUCGAGAUAUCAAAUCGAGCAAUGUCAUGUUGGAUUCCAACUUCAAUGCGAAGUUGGGGGACUUUGGGCUAGCUAGGCUUGUCGACCAUGGUCGCGCCUCAGAAACAACAGUGAUUGCCGGGACCAUGGGGUACUUGGCACCUGAGUGUAUUAUCACUGGAAAGGCUAGCAGAGAGUCUGAUGUUUUCAGCUUUGGGGUUGUGACACUAGAGAUUGCUUGUGGAAGGCGACCUGUCGACCGGAAGGCCGACAGUUUGCAGGCAAGGUUGGUCGAAUGGGUAUGGGAUCUCUAUGGAAGAGGGAGGUUGUUUGAUGCAGUUGACGAAAGGUUGGGCUUGAACUAUGACAAGGACCAAAUGGAAAGGCUCAUGGUGGUUGGGUUAUGGUGUGCACACCCUGAUGAAUCUAUGAGGCCUUCAAUUAGGCAAGCCAUACAAGUCAUGAACUUUCAAGAGCCCAUUCCUGAUCUCCCAUCCCAAAUGCCUGUGCCCACCUACUAUGCACCUCCAAGGAAUCCAUCCCAUUACUCAGACACAACAUCAAGUCAUCUCACCAUUAGCUCUUCUGCGUCAAACACCAUAUCUGAAGUUUCUUCCAUUCUUCCACGGUAAAAAAAAGAUUUUUGCCAUUUCAUUCCAUUUGUAAAGCAUUUAAUUUUCAUAUUCGAGAUGGUCCUUCGGAUUUUGUAUCAUGUAUGAAAGAAAUAUAACUGAUUGGAACCUCAAUACGUGCCAAAGCUUUUGAGGCUAAGGAUUUUUGCUUUGAACGAGUCCAUGACCUCCUUGACUGAGAAAUAUAUGGAAGGAGAGACUU
Molecule: messenger RNA, 2321 nt
Organism: Amborella trichopoda
Lineage: Eukaryota; Viridiplantae; Streptophyta; Magnoliopsida; Amborellales; Amborellaceae
Product: L-type lectin-domain containing receptor kinase IX.1
Biological process (GO): protein phosphorylation
Molecular function (GO): carbohydrate binding; protein kinase activity; ATP binding
Source: RefSeq, a predicted model, not a curated record